Messenger RNA from Adineta ricciae, 1494 nucleotides. The record is from the annotation of a GenBank genome assembly. Lineage: Eukaryota; Metazoa; Rotifera; Eurotatoria; Adinetida; Adinetidae.
AUGUGUGAUCUUUUCCAAGCAAAUCCAUGGAAGCCAUUAUUGUGCACCAAUUGUCAUCAAAAUCGAUCAGGCCAUCAAAUCAUCGAGGGUCAAUGUGAACAUGCCCAUUCUCAAGAGAAAUCCAUAGAUAUGCCAUCAUCAUCGUCGUCUAUGCAUCUCUACGAAGAAAUUAUGGCACAAUAUUUUACUGUCAAUUCGCCGAAUGUCGAGACGAUUCAAUCGACAUCAAUGAUUGAACAAUUACCCACAACAAAUGAUGACGAAGAUGAAGACGAGGAAGAUUCAUUUUCUGAUGAAGAACAGAAUUUAGUCAAGCCACCUACAAUUGAAUUUAUUUCAAAUCAAUCGAUGAUUAAUACUCAGGGUAUUGUUCUCAUGGGGCCUGAUUUGCAAACGAAACAAGUAACAUUAACAAAGAAAUCGAAAAAGAUUAACCUUUUGAAGAAGAGCAAAAGUAAUGCAGAUGAAUGUUUGAAAAAGACCGAUAUCAAUGAUAACUAUACUUCGAAAUUAUGGUGGUUUAAAGUGAAAAAAGCCAACACAUCUUCAGGGAAUCAACCUGACUUGAUCAAUGGUACCAAUCGAUCAACUGUAUGUUCAAGUCCAAACCAACAACAGCGGGUUCGUGUUUUGCCUGAGAUUAAUAAACUAACACUGAGCGAAGCAGUAAACAUCGCACGUCGUCAGCAUCUAUUAUCGAGCAGUGAAUCAAAACCAGCUAGCAAACCAUGCAAUAGUCCUGUCGUGUCAACUGCUCAAACCACGUAUGGUUCGUCCAUCGCUUCGACAACCUCGUCUUCUACGCAAUCAAGUUCAGAUUAUGAUACGUGUGUGACGAAGUACGAUUCAACGUACUUGGCUGCAAUUUCACCUAUUGAUUCAAAUCUGUCUCUCGCAACCAUGCUUGAUAAAACCAAUCAAUUAACAAUUGAACGUCUUACAUAUAAUCUACAUUCGAUUCUGGAUGAGUACAAACAUAAUCUACCAGUUGCUCGCUUUCAACCAUUGAAAUGUUUUCUCUAUCAACAUCAAUCGUCGAAGGUUUUAUCAACUGAAGGAGUUCAUUUUCUUCUUCUACAAAUCUUCGAUGAGGUUUCAGUACAAUCAAAAACAACAUUCGAUCAUUUUCUUAUUGCAAAUCAAUCAGCUAUACCGAUUAUUGUCACAACAACGUCCACAGUUACGAAUGAACAAGAACCGAUCGAACAAUUCAUCAAAAAUUUAGCUUCCAAACUGUUUGAUUCCGCAUCUUUGCCUACCUUUAAUAAUCUCUCCGCCUUGCAGAAUGUUGCUUGUCGGUAUUUAUCCAAUCAUGUUCUUCAGUUUCUCGAUAUCGAUACGAACAUUUCCAUGCAACGAGUGAAGUUACUUGAUCUCUUCUGGAAGAAAUUUCCAUCGCUUCGGCAGAUACAAAUCAAUGAAGAUAAUGAACGAUUCAUCUUUGCGCUCUAUCAUUUCAUGCGUCAUCUUUGCCGAUCAGAUAGUUUUAUUUGA